AGCUAUUUGCAUGUCAUAAGGUCUAAGGGAAACAAACUGACCCUCAGCCUUCCUCCAUCCAGCCAAAUUCUGCUGGGACCCUCAAAUAGCUCUGGCAAAGUGUUCUGUUUCUUUUGGACUUGAUAAGUGCUUGUUUCUCUGAAGACAUGUAAUUAUUUCUUCCUUUAUUUUGCUGCACAAGUUACCAAGAGAAGCAGCUCAAAAUCAAAUCAAGAUUUCAUAGCUGUUUGCUACUGCAAGAAAACUUUCCAGAUAGUGUCUUUUCUGAUCAGGUACUCGUUCUGACUUGAUCUGUAAUAUAUGCCCUUGGUUCCUACUGCUGCUCUCACCGUUUUUUGAAGAGCAAAAAUUCUCGUAACCUUAAACACUCAAGCAUAGCUUAAAGAUCACGUGGAGAACCCCACCAGAAUGACCAGCAAUCACACAGACUGUCAUUACUGCCUGCAGUCUCUUCGUGGAAGGAAGUAUGCAUUAAGAGAUGAAAACGCUUAUUGUGUUGCAUGUUAUGACAGCCUGUUUGCUAACCCCUGUGAAGAGUGCAAGCAACCUAUUGAGUGCAAUUCCAAGGAUCUGGCCUACAAAGGCCGUCACUGGCAUGAGGGGUGCUUCAAGUGCGCCAAAUGCAGUCGCUCGCUGGUGGAGAAACCGUUUGCUGCCAAGGACGAGCUCUUGCUGUGUACUGAAUGCUACUCUGAUGAGUAUUCAUCUAAGUGUUUCCACUGCCAGAAGACCAUUAUGCCUGGUUCCCGUAAAAUGGAAUUUAAGGGAAGUUCCUGGCAUGAAUCCUGUUUUGUUUGCCAGUAUUGCCGGCAACCAUUGGGAACAAAACCAUUGAUCACCAAAGACAAUGAGAAUUACUGCGUGCCCUGUUUUGAGAAGCAAUUUGCUCACCAUUGCUACUCCUGCAAAAAGGUAAUAACUUCUGGGGGAGUGACCUACCAUGACCAGCCUUGGCAUAAAGAAUGCUUUGUGUGUGCUGGGUGUAAAACCCAGCUGUCUGGACAAAGGUUUAUUUCCAAAGAUGAGUAUCCAUACUGUGUAGACUGUUUCAGCAAAUUGUAUGCUAAGAAGUGUUCUGCCUGCAAGAAACCUGUUACAGCUCUUGGAGGUGCCAAAUUUGUCUCAUUUGAAGACCGCCAGUGGCAUGGGGAAUGCUUUAACUGUGCAAAAUGCUCUGUCUCAUUGGUGGGCCAAGGAUUCCUGACUCAGCAGGAUGAUGUCCUUUGUCAUGAAUGUGGCUCUGCUUCAUAGUUCUGUGGAGAGCUGUACAGCUGCAUUAUUCUCGCUCUGUAAUGAUCUACUUCAUUACUCUGCAGUAAGAAAAUCAUCUAAAAGGUAUAACAGGCAUUUAGUUAUUUAAGUAACUUUCCAACAGCAGUUUAAUUCUAUCAUAGUUCUCAACUGCUUGUAAAAAAAUUGAAACAGCCCCUUACUAGUUAAGAAAAUAAUGCAGAAAAGAUUUGUAUAUAUUUUAAAUCUAACUACACUAUGUUUCUCCUUGUAACACACUGCACUCUGCUGUUAGAAGCUUAAAAAUUUACAUUUCAUCUCCCAUGUACCAAGGAGGAUUGUGAAAAGUCUCUGUGGCGUAUGACUAAAGAUGAGACAUUAGCAGUGCUUCACAGACCUUAGUGUGGAAAGCUGGGCAUGUACAUAAUAUUGAUGGGAACACCUUAUAAAUAUCAACUCCCUUCAUACUUUGGGGGAAAAAAAAGGUGCUGAAAAAAGCAGGCAGAAGGUAGGAGAGGGUACUUUUACACAAAGGACCACCUAGUCAGAGAGGUCCAUUCCAGGGCCAAAUAAAGGGGAAAAAAAUGUCAUUAUCCUCUCCUUACUGAGAUUGCUCCUCAGAAACAUAGUCUUUAGUCAUCCAAAAAACUGUGUGACAGGUCCUUUUCCAAAAUUGGUCACGUGUACUUAAUUUUUCAGGCACAACUGCUUUAGAGCAUAAAUAAACCCAUAUUUUGAGCUACUGUAAGAGGUGAGGAUUGCCCAAGAUUGGAUAGUGCUGAUGUACACUUUCCCAUAGCUAAUAUGCCUUAAGACUCUGUGUCCAUUGUCUUCACUAGACCUUCAAAUACAUGCAUAAAACAUAUAUUUUUUUGUUAGUAGGCACAAGAACCAGCUGAAACUUGUCCCUUUAACCUUGUACUUCUCCUCCCUUCAAAAACGAUUUGCCAGCAAUCAAAACCCUGUUAAUGGCCUUACCAUUUCCACCCUGCUAGGCCUUUGAUUCACAGUCUGUCCCUUCUCUUGUAAAUGUCUGCUUGUCUAUAGCAAGCUAUUCAGAACCAGUAUCUGAUUCAUUUUGCCAUGUGCCGCAUGCAUUUUCUAAUAUUAUGUCAAGAACUGGCAAUGUCAUUGCAAGCUAGGCAGUCCUCGCUUGUAGUACAAAGUAUUAGUUUCUAGGUAGCUGGCUUUGAGAAGGUUAUGUCUGCUCGCUGAGCUUCAGCGCUCAAGUGUUUGUUAUUAAAGGCCAUCUAGAGCUGAGUUACAAGCAUUUCUCUUCUUCCUUCUUCUCUUCCAUACUGUAUGUUACAGUGGCCUGAUUCACGUUACAGUGUCUGUACUGGGCUGUGGUGAAAAAUGCAGUGAUAUUAAGGAUGGCAGAUUCUGCACUGCUUGGCACUGUUUCAGUCCUCAUCUCGCACGUCUUUUAAGUUGUACACUCUCCUGUAGACUCUGACCUUCAGUGCAUAGUUAUUUGGCUGACUUGAGUGGGCUUUAUUCAUACUGAAGCUAGCCAUUACUUUAGGUAGAGAAGUGAAAAAAGGAGAAAAGAAAAAUAAAAGAAUGUGUGCGAAAAGCUAAGCCAGAGCUGAAUUGCAGUGGCAUGAAAUCAAUAUGGAUAAUGACUGACCAACAAGUACAUAGCAGUCUGUUUUCCAGUCAAUAAAAUAUUGAUCUUUUGCUUUA
This is a messenger RNA of Grus americana (Whooping crane), 2916 nucleotides long. RefSeq names its product four and a half LIM domains 5 (gene FHL5). Bases 409 to 1251 code for a protein of 280 amino acids. Gene Ontology annotation, cellular component: Z disc; nucleus. Gene Ontology annotation, molecular function: transcription coactivator activity. Gene Ontology annotation, biological process: positive regulation of transcription by RNA polymerase II. The transcript has 8 exons. The record is from RefSeq and is a predicted model, not a curated record. Lineage: Eukaryota; Metazoa; Chordata; Aves; Gruiformes; Gruidae.